Molecule: messenger RNA, 735 nt
Organism: Aphis gossypii (cotton aphid)
Lineage: Eukaryota; Metazoa; Arthropoda; Insecta; Hemiptera; Aphididae
Exons: 3
Coding region: 82-633 (183 amino acids)
Molecular function (GO): zinc ion binding
Source: RefSeq, a predicted model, not a curated record
UUCGUAUUUAAACUCAUGGUUAUCUGAUUUAUUUACAUAAAUUCAUACACCUAUUUUGUCUUUUUUUUUAAAUAUUUAAAAAUGUUUACUUCUAUAAUUGAACUUAUUGAUAUUUUAAACUACAUUGGUGAUAGUAAAAGGCCAUUAGUUGAAGGGACACAAAUAUUGCAAUGCAAUCAUAUAAUAGAUUUUGGUAUUAAAGAAGAAAAUACAAAUGAAGUGGUUUAUAUAGCAUUGUGCUUACAAACAUCCAAUUUAAAUGGCCAUCCUCAUGAAGUAAAUAUUUCAAAAUUGUGUGAAGAUGGUAAUACAGUCAUAACUGGUUCGUGUACUUGCAAAGCUGGCACUGGAAAAUGUAAGCAUGUUGUGGGAUUUUUGCUCAAGCUCCAAAAAACUUCAGAAGAGGAGAUACAACAUUUAAGCUGCACUGAUCUUCGUCAACAAUGGGGCAAAUUAAAGAAUACUGGUAUUGAUUUGUAUAAACCAAUACCAGUAAAAGAAUUUUGUCACGUUGACUGCACUACUGCUGUUUAUAAACAAGUCUUCCCAGAAUCACUGCCUCCAGAUCUUCAGGAAGAAGUUUUUAAAUCAUUGUUACAAGGGUUUUACAAAAAGGGUCUACUUAAAUUAUAAUUAAAUAAUUUAAGUUUACCCAGAUUUAUUGGUAUACCAAACACAGCAGACAUUUAGAAUAAAUUAAGUUUGUACACUAAAUCAAUAGAGCACUUAAAAUAU